CAAGAACACUCAUUUCAACUCAUUCGAUAAUGCGCCAUCAGUGUCUCUAGUUUGGAAAAAAAAGCAAAAAAAUAAUACUGCACAGUGCUAGCAUCUAUAUAUCAAAGUAAACUGGUGCAUCUUUGAUAGCGAAAAUACUAUUUUAAAAGUAUUUUCGGUUUUAAUAGAUAAAUUAAUAGUUUGUGUGUGUGUGUGUGUGAAAUUUACAGUGCGUAAACAUUAAUAAUCCCUUAUUUGAGAUAUUCUGUGAAUUAAUACAUUUAAAGUAAAUGAUAAAAAAAAGUUUAAAUUCAUAAAAAAAAAUCCCUGACCUUCGAAUUUAAUAAUUUCAUAGAGUAUUUCAAAAACUUUAAGCAAUAAUGACCGACAAAAAAGCAUAUCCCGUGGCUCCUCAUCCACCAACUGGAUUUGUUCCCGCACCAGCACAAGCUGCUACUUAUGGAGUUGCAGGAACUUCACCGUACGGUGUCUUUCCAAAUCAACCACAGCUCUAUGCGACACAAGGGCCGCCGCCCCCGACGUAUGAUCAAACGUUGACGCAUCCAAUGAUGUAUCAACCAAUGUAUGGACAAGGAUAUCCGGGAGGAUAUUUGGCAGGUUAUCCAACAGCUUAUGGACCUCUCCAGUAUUAUCCACCAUUGGCAGCUGCAGCUGCUUAUUAUCCAGCUGCUGCAAUGCAACCAGCACCAGUUAGGCCAACUAUGUUAGUUCCUAAUGGCUUUGAUGGCGGGCGAUUUGAUGGUAUUUCACAACAAGUUUUACCACCACCACCACCAGGAGUUGCUGCAAAUGCAGCUCAAUUGGCAGCUAUGGCGGGGCAUAGUGUCGCUCUAUCACAAAAGAAAGGUUCAUUUUUAGGCGGUGGAACGGAAGGUGGUUAUACUUUUUGGUAAACUAUAAGGUUGCUUUUAAAUGGUCAACGGAUAGGCCAUAAAAAUAAAGUAAUGAAUGAAUAAUAAAUUAAUAACAUAACAGAUAUGUGACGAUAAAUUACUCCAUGCUAAAUCUAACUGGCGAUAUUAUUUUCAAACAUAUAGUCAGGCAAAUAUUUUACAAUGUUUACAAUUUUUUUUUUAUUUUAUUUAUUUAAAAACAAUAAAAUUAAUUGAUAAAUAACAGACUUAUAAUUCUUGCUAGAAAAAUCUUUAUGACUUUUAUUUUCUAAGAAAAUUUGAGUAUUUAUUAGUCUUAUAAAUAAAUACAAUGAACCGUGACAUAAAAUAAUAAUAAAUUUAUUUGCCUACAAGAAUCAAUUAUUUAAUUUUAAAGUUCACAAAAAUGCAUGUAAUUAUUCAGUGGCUAUAAGAAAGUCAUUUAAGACAAACAUACUUUGAUUUAUAAAAAAAGCAAGGAAAAAAAAUAAUUAUAAUAAGCAAUUAUAAAAAAAAAAAAAAAAAAAAAAUGUGGAAUGUUUGUUAUUAUUUUUUUUUUUUGACGAUUUUCCCACAUAAAUUGCGAUAAUGGUACGUGAGAAAAAGGUAGAGACGAAAAAUGGUGAAACAAUUAAUUGAAUCUCGCAUAAAAAAAAAAAAAAAUGCACGAAAAUAAAAAAAAAAACAAAAGUUUCGAAGCAAAGAAAUGAACGGGAAGAAUAAAAGUUUGAAAAAUUAAAUGAAUUCUAUAAAAAAAUAAAAUUAUGUAAUAAUUAAAUUGAAUUUAUUUUAAACGAUAGAUACUUGAAACAAAUUAUUAUUUUUUUAAAAUUAAAUACUAAAAAUAAUGCAACGAUAUAAAUGUAUUUUGGUGCCAAAUAAAAUUUAAAUCGUUGAAAAUUCCCGGUCGUUUCUCGUUAUGUGUACUUUUGUGCAAUUAGAAUCAUGAAAAUAAAUAAACAGUUUAAAGCUGAAAUUUAGUCAUUCCUUAAUUGAAUUAUUUUUUCGACUAUUAUUAAGUAGAGAGACUUAAAAAAUGCGAAUGAAAAUUGCUAAAAAUAUUUUUAAAUAUCUUCUCAAAAUGAAAAAAAAGGUUUAAUCACAGCAAAAAAAAAAAAAAAAAUGGUAAAACCACUAUAGUUUCUUCAUUAAUAUCAAUUUCCAGAAAAAUUAAAAUAUUUUUAGCAAUUUCCUAGUGAUUCUAUCGAUAUUAGAUAAUAUUUAACUAUAAUAGUACUUAUGAUUGUAAAAAAAGAAAUUUUAAUGUUAAAUCUUCUUUUUUUAUAAUCGUUAAGUAUUUAUAUUAUUUAAGUAAUCUAUUGAUGCAAGCUAGUUAAACAAAUUUUGAUAUAGAAAAAAAAUUUUAACGAUUCUUAUCAUUAAUGUAUUUUGACGGCAAUUCAAAUAAUUAAAAAUUUUUUAUGACAUUAAAAGUUUUUCAUUUUACUCAAACGUGAUAAAAAAUUUAAUUUAUACGAUUCAUAUCGCUAUGCUAUCCCUAGAGGAUUCGAAUUACGGUAAAUUACCGUAUGUUACUACAAAUUUGUCGCAUUUUACGGUAAUUUGCGGUAAAAAGCUGGUAAUUCGUGGUAGAAUAAUGCAAUUUAUCGCACAGUGAAAUCGUUUACGGUAAGAUGCCGUAAAUCUGCACGUUUACGAUGAAUUAUCGCAAUGUCACCGCAAAUUUGCGGUGAAUUAACCAUACCUUCAUCGUAAAAUACCGUAACUUACCGUAAUUUGCCACAAUUCUCCCGAAUAUCGUAAAUUACGGUAAUUCGGAUCUGCCAAGGAUAUUUUAACACUCCAUAGAUAAAUAAAAGAAAACUAAACAUAACACUAUAAUAUUUUUGAGUUACAAACAGUAAUUCAAAUAUAAUCAUUCAUUUAAAAAUUAAAAUAACGUGAUAUUGUGGUAACUAGUCAAAAUAUUCUAAUUCAUUAUAGCCGUGCAACAAUUCAUGAUAAAAAUAAAUGCUUAACAAACAUUACUGACAUAAAUAGUAAGUAUUUUAUAUCAUAUAUCAUACUAUCAUAUAUAACGUAGCUUAUAAAAUAUUUGAGAAAAAAAUUCAUUUAGUGAAGGCUUGGUUUGUAUUUUUUAAUUGGGAAUAUUUUGACUGAUAACCAAUAUAAUAUCGUCGUUUUCAGUAGCAAAUCGUCCAACUCCACAUUUUUGAGAAAAUUAAUUUUUUGCAUUCCUGUUAAUAAUCGUCAUAGUACAUAUUAUCUCUUAUACUUGAUACAUGUCAAAUUUUAAGCUAUAAAAGUUGGACAAAAAUCCUGUAUUUUUAACAAAAAAAUCUGAAAAAACCAGAACUUAACCGAAAAGAAAGAUAAGACAAAAACAAUUUUUUAUGCGCAUUAUAAAAGCGAACAUUGAAAUAAAAAUAUUUACAUACUGCGCAUAUUAAAUUUUUUUUUUUUAAGGAGGGUCUAUAGUAAUUUUUGUCCAAGCUUUUCUUUCAAACAAUACCUCUAAACGCAAAACUAAGAACAAGGCUCGAUGUGUUACUCUAUAAUCUAGCAAUCUACGUUUUAAUUUUUCAAAAAUGUUCAUUUUUUAAGAUAAAAACGUAGGGUUUUAUUUUACUGCGCAAGUGCAGCAAGGAUACUACCGCUCGCCGAUAUGAGCGUGAUAGAGAAAAAAAUUUAGACUCCUUAAGGGGUAACGGUAACCGAUUUUCAAUUCAAUUUAAUUUACGGACAAACACUAGAAACCUAAAAUAGAGAGUCUUCAGCGUUUUUUAAACCCUUAACAGAGCGCUAGAAAUUUCGUAUUUUCAAAAAUUCUAAUUCGUCUCUGAGAAAAAUUGUUUUAAAAUUCUCAUUUACUCAACGAGUGCAACAAAGAUAGUCCCGUUUAUUUUUCUGAGUGUGAGAAAGAGGUCCGGUAGCGUAUCCCCUUAAGUUGAAACAUUACAUUUUUAAUGUUUUAGCUCUCCUAUAAAAUUUACAAAAAUGAAGUCAGGCGAUUUGCUAAUAAAAACGAUGACAUGUAAUUUUAAUUUUUGAACCCUAGUCCGAAAGUUGAACUAAGACUAUUUUACUUUUUAUUAAUUUAUUUAUAAAAAAAGUAAUCCCUUUUCAGUUGAUAAAAAACAUUGGUUUAAAACAAAUAUAGUAUAUAGAGGGACAAAGGAUGAAACAAUAUGAAUGCAGGUCAGGGUGAAAUUGUCGACCUUAGCUGGACAAUGGCUGAAAUCAUCCAUGUCUGCAUGUUUCAUCCUGUGUCACUCAUAUUUUUCAUAACAUCUACUCGAAACUUAAGUUUCAAUAUUUGAGGUCAGUUAUAACUAAUUAGCUUUGGGUAAUUGGUCAGCUACCUAUUUCAAAACACUGUAAGUGACAAAAAUAAAAUUUUUGAAAUAUGUAUUGAAUCUUGUCCGCAAGACUCCACUGGAACUAGAAAUACUGAAAAAUCGAUUUUGAAAAAUUUGCCCUUUAUUGUGUUUUGAAAUUGGGUAGCCGUGGUGUGGGAAACUAUUAGCGUAUGUUUAAGUCACGAAUUACCAUCAAGAUAAAUUUUAUUUACUUAUUAACAAAAGAUGUUAAUUAUUUUAACAUUGAAAUAUUAUCGAAAAGUCUAAAAUUUGUAACAAACGACAUCCCAAAAAAUUGAAAUGAAUAUGAAUCAGCUUUUGCGGGCUGAAACCGAAAUUUAUUGAAUUAGCAACUUAAAUAUACGUCACAGAUUAUCAUGGCAUCAGUCUGAAAUUCACUCGUUUCCGCUGGCUAAACAAGUAUCGGAAGUUGAAGUUGCUGAGUAGAUGUUUUUAAAAUUAUAUUUUUUAAUCACGUGUAUUUACUAGAAAAAAAAAAAAAAAAAAAAAAAAAUGUAAUGUAAUGUAUAUUUAUUGUAGACUUUGUUUUAUAUUUUUGAACUAUACUGGAUAAAAAAAAAGAAUUUCUAAAAAUUUCAAUUCAAAUUAAAGAAAAAAAACUAUCUUCAUCGCGGUUGUAAUUUUAUAUUUCUAUGGUAUUUUAUCUGUUCAUGUAAUUUUAGAAAAAAAAAAUUAAUGAAACUUUUUAUAAUUAAAGAUCAGUAAUGUUAAGAUAAGCAAAACAUCAAGUUUUACAAUAUUUAUUUGCAAAAAAUGAAAAGAAAAAACUAAGAUCCUAGGUGUCACGUUUGAGAUUUUUUAAAUUUUAUUUGUUAAUGAAUUUAUAUUUUUUCAGUAUUGAUUUUUUACAUUGUAAAAAAUAUGAAGAUCAAAAUUGUUUAAGAAAACAUAAAAAUUUUAAACUUUAAUUUUGAUUUUAUAGUAGUUUUUUAUUGUUUUGAUAAAAGAAUGACGGAAUAAGAAAAGUUGAGUGAUAACAUUGGGCAGGUUUUAUAUUAUGAAUUUGAAAAACAAAAUAAAGCGGAAGCGUGUGCAAUAAGUGUGAAUUUUGAAAUACUGUAUCAAAAAUGAUGUUACUGUGCGAGAGUAUGAAAAGUAAAAUGUAAACUGAUUCAAUAUAUGAAUCUGCCAAUGACCAGUUAAUAAAUACCGUGACCAUGCAA
Molecule: messenger RNA, 5376 nt
Organism: Microplitis mediator
Lineage: Eukaryota; Metazoa; Arthropoda; Insecta; Hymenoptera; Braconidae
Product: DAZ-associated protein 2-like
Exons: 5
Coding region: 360-893 (177 amino acids)
Source: RefSeq, a predicted model, not a curated record